This is a messenger RNA of Penicillium antarcticum, 1557 nucleotides long. RefSeq lists its product as uncharacterized. The coding region runs from base 1 to 1557 and encodes 518 amino acids. The record is from RefSeq and is a predicted model, not a curated record. The transcript has 3 exons. Lineage: Eukaryota; Fungi; Ascomycota; Eurotiomycetes; Eurotiales; Aspergillaceae.
AUGGCUGCCCCGGAGAUUCAACACGAAGGCUUGAAUGCCACAUUCAAAGGAAUUCAACGAGAUGAUCAGAACGUUCCUGUUCACCAAUUCCUCGGUAUUAAAUAUGCUACUAUCCCAGCACGGUUUGAAAAAGCCGAGACUGUGAAUACCUUCAACGGAGCCCUUUUCGAUGCUUCUAAAUAUGGACCGAGGUGCCCCCAAAUGGAGGUGGAUGUUCGCCAUCUUCUCCGUAUCCCAGAGGACUUCACUAUUGCCCCAGAGCCCGAGGACGAGUUUGAAUGUUUGAACUUGGAAAUUACCGCUCCUCCCAAGUCUUCUAAUACUGGUCCUCUGCCAGUUCUAGUUUGGAUUCAUGGCGGGUCGCAGAUUGUUACUUUUUGUUCUGCUGCUUCAAAGAUCUGUGAUCCGACGAAGAUUGUGGCAGACUCUAUCAAGGCAGGAAAGCCAUUGAUCUUUGUUUCUAUCAACUAUCGUUUGAACAUUUUCAGUUUUGGGGAUGGGAAAGAGAGGAAUUUGGCUUUGAAAGAUCAGCGUCUGGGUAUUGACUGGGUGAGAGGGAAUAUUGGUUCCUUCGGCGGUGAUCCGGUAAAUUGCUCACCUCACUACUACCAAGAUGGGAAUGCUAAUAAUACCAAGGAAAACAUCACUCUGUCGGGUGAAAGUGCUGGUGCCGUCUAUACGCACGCUCAUUUGAUUACCGGUCCACCAGUGAGACGGGCAGUCUUGGCAUCUGGCUCUCUUUAUCUUUCUUCUCCAUUGCCCGUGGAAAAGGGAGAUGGCAUCAUACGGGUGCUCGAGGAAAAGGUCCGAUCGCUUGGACAGCUGUCACUGCGACAAUCAUCUGUUCCUGUGUUGAUCCAAGCAUUGAAAGAGUGCAAUGUGAACACAAUGUGGAUUCAGGAAGAGCCAGAACUGGCGGGUUGGGAAACCAAACCGGAGCAAGUUGAGCAGCUGAUGAUUGGCGAUACUGAGUACGAGUCUGUUAUCUGGCGCAAUGGCGUCGAACCCCUGGACGGAGAAACAAUCACAGCUGCAUUCGACAGCAACAAAGAAUGGGGAACUCAGCUUCGCAAGAUGUAUCACGUCGUGACCGAUCGCCCAACUGCUGCUAAGCUUGGGGCCCUGGAUCUUGUGAACGACGUUCGCUAUACUCUUCCCGUUGAAGUAGUCGCCGAUAAACUGCAGGCUGCCAAGAAGCGCGUCUAUAAAUAUGUUGUUGAUCAGCCGAAUCCCUGGCAACCCUCUAGCCGUGCGCACCACGCGGUGGAUUUACUGUUCCUCUUUGAUGGGGUCAAUCUGUCUUUCAAUCCCGCUGCGAGUGCGGUUGGACAAGAGAUGAGACGGCGCUGGAUCAAGUUUGUUAGUGGCGAGGGGCCAUGGAGUGAUGAUAAGAGAUUCGCUUUUGGUCCUGUUGGUGAAUGCAAAGAGAUUGAUGAGGAUCAGUUUGCUGCUCGACGCAGAGUUGACCAUUGCAAGGUGCUGAAGGAGAUGGGUGCCAGUGUGUAUAUGCCUAUUGUUUUCGCAUUGACGGCAGGGCGAAUUAGUUUGUUGAAUUAG